UGUCCUUUUGGCUUGUUGUGCUUACAGUAAACCAACUUUUGCUGUAGGUUCUUUUUGUUUGGCUUCUGUUACAUUGCUUCAUGCAGGAACACAAGAGACUGUUGCUCUGGAAUUUGAUUGUGGCACUUUUUGCCUUGGGUCAAGCAUGGUCAAACAUGAUCAGUCCUCAGCCAAGCAGUGGUUUAAAGGCAGACUGUGUUGGUAAUCUGAUGAGGCUGACCCUAGAUGAGGCUCUCGCAGUGGGGAAUCAGCUUGAAGUCGAAGCUCUCAAUGGCACCCAGUACAUCUUGUUGACACCCAGUCUAGCUGCUCAGUGUGGCUACAGCAUGGAGUCAGAUCCUUGGGGCAACACUAGAAUCUACACCUCUCUGUUAGGGUGCUUUGUUCAGAAUAAGGAUGACAUGGUGGUCGGUGUUGGUCUGAAACUCAAAAUCUACCGCCAUAGUCCUUCUGAUGUGGUUAGUCACGAUGUGGCACAGACCUGCAGCUACACACGCUGGGCCCCCCAAGAGAUCCUUUGUGACAGGAACUACAUGGAAGUUUCAAGAUACAUGGCUCCCCAUGUUGAAAAGGACUCCCAACUCAACACAAUCCUUAGUACUUCUGAAGAAGUGUCUGGAAUCUGGAAGAUGACAUUUUUCACUCCUGAACCUAUGUCAAUGGUCUUGAAAGAAGCCCAACAGGCUGGUUACAGUGCCAUGACAACAGCUACCCGUGUGGUUGUACGAAGUCCUUACAACACAGCAGAGACUUAUUCAGAGGCUGUUGCUGGAGUCCCCAUGGAAGUAUUGAAGGUGAGCAUUUACCACAAGACUCUAGAUGGACUGAGUGUCUUCAACUUGGUAGCUGCUUGUCCCACAGGUGGCGUCCUGUUCACUGGGGACCUAAUCUCUUGGCAUGUACCUCGCCGUGUGACUCCUUUGUUGGAUGGAAGCAUUAGACUUGUAGAAAUGAACAUGGGAAUCAAUGGACUGAAGUUGGAUAACGUUCAGAUGGCUGCAAGGGGGUACUAUCUGUAUACUACAGAUUUCUAUAUUAUUGUGGAGAUCCCAAUUGGCUCACCUGAUGGCUACUACAAGAGCCAUGCACCAGACUUCCAGUACCACAUCACCUAUACUAUUGAGCCAAUGCUGGAAGUUUUAUGGAAGGCACAGCAAACACAAGACACAAGAUAUAAGAUCUUAUUCCCCAUUACAACCCCACCAAUGCCUCGUCCUCCCUACACAAAUGACCGUACUGUGCCAGAAAUGAGGGAAUUCAACUUUUACGUUGGAACAUUCCUUCAUGAUGUGGAGCUGAGGAACAUCACAUUUGCUACUGGAGUCCUUACUGUAGAGGAGAGCAAUGCCAGAGGGUUCACUGUUCAGCAGCAUGUAUUCGCCAAUGGAACAUCAGUCUUCUUUAUCAAAGUUCCUUUUGAUACUGAUGUCAUCUUCAAGCAUAAUCCACAGGUCUUGGUGACUACCUACACCCUCAAUGUGGUCUUUGGCUUUGUCAUUCUGCCUGAGGAAAGUUCAUUUGUCUAUGCAGUGGAAUUGCAGGCAUCUCUUCAGGAUGUUGUGUUGCCUACACUCACUGGCUCUUGUGACCAGGAUCAGUUCUACAUUGUAGUGAAAUAUGGCAGCCAAGGGACCAACUUCAACACAGUGGUUGGUGGGUUGGACUUGACACCAGAGUUGGCUGAAGCCUACAAGAUCAAAGGCAAUGCCACACAUGGCAGUAUUGAAGUACCAUAUACAGCAAUUGGCUCAGUGUUUGAGUUGAUCACAACAAAUUCAAUCCGAGCCAGACUUGAUGUGCUUGUGUGGGACCCAGUUACCAACUGGAUUCUUUCUGACUUGUUCCUGGCCUGCUACUUCCCUUUGACAACCACCAGAUGCUACCCCAAUGGAACAAUCAGUGCUUUGGCUGUGAAAGUGCAAUCUGUGCCCAAUCUUGACCUAAGCUGGUUGACUCUAAAAGACCAGUCAUGCACACCAGUCUCUAGCAAUGAUCGCUUUGCUCAGUUUAUCUUCAGUGCAGAUUCCUGUGGAACAACUAGAACAUUCUUCGACCACUACAUGAUGUAUGAAAAUGAGAUUGGCCUGUUCUAUAACACUGAGAAGGAUCUUACCCACACAUCACCUGUUGACCCUGAAUACAGGCAAACCAUUUCCUGCUACUACGUGGUCAAUGACACACAAACAAUUGCCUUCCAUGCGAAGUCAAGAUUAUACGAACCAAAGGCAGAGAUCAGCUCUGGACAAAUGAUUGUCCAAAUGAGGCUAGCAAAAGAUUCUUCAUAUCGGGACUUCUAUGAAGCUGAAGACUACCCAGUGGAGAAAUAUCUGAGGGAGCCACUAUACUUUGAAGUUGAGUUGGUGCAGUCAACUGAUCCUCACUUGGUAUUGAUCUUGGAUAACUGCUGGGCUACUCUCCAGAAAGAAAGGACUUCUCUCCCCAGCUGGGAGAUUAUUGUGGCCAGUUGUCCAUACUCCGGCGACAGCUACACAACAGUUUUCAGUACCGUCUCUGCGGAUGACAGAGUUUCUGUACCUUCCUGCUACAAACGCUUUUCAAUGAAAAUGUUUGCCUUCAUUCAGGAAGAGCAGGUUCUGAAGCAUGAGGUUUAUGUCCACUGUGAUGUGGUAAUUUGUAACACAACCAGUCCUGCAGAGGGUAUCUGCCAAGGCCAAUGUGCUAAUCUUGCUGUGAAGGGUACUCCAAAACAAAUGAGAAGGGGACAAAGAAGCACAACCUCAACGCACCAAAAGCAGAUUUCCUCUGGACCGAUUACAAUCAACAGUCUUCAAUAAAUUCCAAAAAUA
Poeciliopsis prolifica (blackstripe livebearer) is the source of this 2807-nucleotide messenger RNA. RefSeq lists its product as uncharacterized. Lineage: Eukaryota; Metazoa; Chordata; Actinopteri; Cyprinodontiformes; Poeciliidae. The record is from RefSeq and is a predicted model, not a curated record. The transcript has 21 exons. Bases 81 to 2795 code for a protein of 904 amino acids.